Molecule: messenger RNA, 1492 nt
Organism: Hevea brasiliensis (rubber tree)
Lineage: Eukaryota; Viridiplantae; Streptophyta; Magnoliopsida; Malpighiales; Euphorbiaceae
Exons: 3
Coding region: 68-1492 (474 amino acids)
Source: RefSeq, a predicted model, not a curated record
UGGGUUCUUAUUCAUUCCCUCAGUAAGCUAAUUUUGAGAAAGAUAGAGGUGCAUUUAGGUGAGAAAAAUGGAAGCACUACAGUCUCCAUUGCUUAUAGCAAUGAAAGAUGAUUCAGGAUCUACAAAAAUAGCUCGUGAAUUAGCUGCUUUUCUCAAAUACCCUCUCAUCGAUCAAUAUGAUGCCUCUCUAGCCCUUCAAAAAUCAACAAAAACCAGACUCCCAAAUGAACUCAAACACAACUUACCAUUUGAAACUGUUUAUCAAUUCGCUUUAACCCAACUCAGCUUAAAGAUCAAUGUCAUCAUCAAUUGUGAGCUUUCUCAGACUGAUCGUCUUUACAAAUUGCUAAAUUUAGCAAUUUCUGAGAAAGCUCGGUUUGUCAUCAUCGAAUGCACAACCAAGGAUAAGAAGGACAAUGAAUAUGAAGAUGGAAGGAUUCCCAAGCUUCGAGUCGACAUAAAGUCAUUUGAUGUGAAGAAACUCGUAUCCGAUAUGUUGGUUUUGCUUUCUGACAAGGAAAGAGAUGAUACUUUGAAAGUGAUCGAGAGCCAUGCCAAAAACAAAAAGAAAGUCAGACAACCAGUAAUUGACCACUUGCAUGCAUUAGCCUUGUCCGAGAAAGCAAGCAAAAAUGAACUUGUUUGCAAGAGUUGCUCAAAGCUCCUUUCUGGCCCUUCCUAUCAAUGUGUUGACUGUGAAGACUUCAACCUUCACAAAUUCUGUGCAGAGUCUGCCCCAAACUUGGACAAAUGCCCUCCUUUCUUGAGAACAGUGAAGCCUGAUCAAUAUGCCUUCCGACGAACACAUAAAUGCGGUAAUUGUGAAGAAUUCUUAGAUGAUUGUUGUGAUUGCCUCCUCCAAACCCAUCUCAACCAUGGAUUCUUACCAACAAUUCUCCAUUCUGGUCGACACAAACAUUUCCUAAAUUUCAUUAUCAUGCCAUUCAAGUAUAAUUAUCAGUAUAAAUGUUGCGUUUGUGAUAAACUUGGCAGCUCUGUUAGCUACAAAUGCUAUGACUGCUUCUAUGAUAUUCAUGUCAAUUGCGCUUUACCUGAUCUCAUCAUUAAGACGAAAAAUAGUGGGCAUCGUUUCUUCCUCGUGUUGAAUUCUUCAAGUGAUGAUUUACAGUUUCACUUGAAGUGCACGCCUGACGAAAGGCAAGUGGAUGUUCUGAUCAGCAACAAAAAGCUAACGAGAGUUUAUGAGGAUUUUGAACCCACAUGGGAUUUGAUAGAGCGCUCAGAGGACUAUUUUUUAUAUGCAGAACUUCCUGGUUUUAGUUUUAAGGAGGAACAAGUAGAUUGGUUCGUGGAUCCAUCCAAUUCGAUGAUUGUUGUUAUGGGAGAGCGACCCAUCACUAAUAACAAAUGGCUCAGAUUUAAUAUAAAAUCUCAUAUUCCAGAAAACAGUGAUGUGGCGAAAAUUUAUAUCUAUACCAGCCACUCUCUUGAUACAUUGUUUAUUAUGAUACCGAAAAUAUCAAAACUGUAA